This is a messenger RNA of Carcharodon carcharias (great white shark), 3312 nucleotides long. RefSeq names its product transmembrane channel-like protein 7. Gene Ontology annotation, cellular component: plasma membrane. Gene Ontology annotation, molecular function: mechanosensitive monoatomic ion channel activity. The coding region runs from base 285 to 2564 and encodes 759 amino acids. Lineage: Eukaryota; Metazoa; Chordata; Chondrichthyes; Lamniformes; Lamnidae. The transcript is spliced from 17 exons. The record is from RefSeq and is a predicted model, not a curated record.
GGCUUCCCAGCUCUGUCUCUCGGUUGUAAUAAUCUUGUUGCACUCCACAAGCGGACUCUCCCCGCCAGCAGAGCUCUGCACGGACCCGCCUCAGCCUUCUGGGAGAUGUAGUUCACCUUCCUCGGAAAUUGUGUGGUGUCUCUGGUUCCUGUCACAUGAUUGGUCUCUGACAUACGGAUAAAACUCCCCAAAAUGAGUACCUUCAGAGAGAUGGCUGAAAUGUUGCCAUUGAAAUGAAGAUUCUGUCCGCUAUACCCAAAAUCUAAUGGGAGAAGUUGCAAAGUAUGGAGCAAGUGGUUACAUAUUGUACAGAUAUAGAUUCAGAUCAAAACUCAUUGUCCAAUGUUUCUCUGCAACCCUACUAUCAAACCGGCAUUUUCCAGGAACUGCCAAGUCACAAGGCAGUGAGAAGAAGAACAAAAUGUCUGUCUUCCAAAAAAGAGUAUUCUUCAAUUCGCAACUCAGGAAAUGAGACUUCAAAUUUACAGUUCAUAUAUGAAGAGGUGCUGCUAUUUGAAGAUAGCAAACAAUGCCUGACAGACCUUCCUAUUAAUUUGGCAGAGAAAAGGAAAGUGAGAGAGAAGAGAAGGUGUGAUAAUGGAUCUCUCAGCAGCUGGGAGACUUGGAAGCAAAGCCAGCAGAAAUCACUGAAGAGGCUCAUGGACGAAGUGACACAUGUCGUAUCCUGGUUAGAACUGUGGAAGAGCUCUCUGAGUAAAAUAGAAGGUCGAUAUGGCACCGGCAUCCAGUCAUACUUCACCUUCCUGCGCUUUUUGAUCUUCUUGAAUCUUUCCGCCUUUCUUUUGGUUAGUGGUUUUGUGCUCGUCCCAUCCAUCUAUAUCAGCAAAAUGAAGCUCAAUCAGACAGCCACAGAGCACACGAGGAACAUUUCUUUUACAGCACCUGAAUGUUUCAAGUACGAUCCAUACCUUCAUGGCUUGGUUCCUUUUUAUGCAUAUAUCUUGGAUCUGUUCUCUGGAACGGGAUUCGUGGAAGCUUCCUAUAUGUUCUAUGGCUAUUAUAAAUUUGAUGUACACCAGAACGUUAUCUAUAACCUCCCUCUGGCCUAUCUGCUGACCAUGGUCCUCUACUUUCUACUUUGUCUUUGCUGGAUUAUUAGAAGGAUCGUGAGUGGAUUUAAGCAGGAAUGCAUGCAUGAGACGGGCUACAGACACAGUGCCAAAAUCUUCACUCUUUGGGACUUCUGUAUCAAGGCAACCAUUAUGGCUACGCUUAAACAACAGAGCAUUGUAAAUGACCUGAAGAUUGAUUUGCAAGAGCAAAUGUGCAGGAGGAGAAAAGCAGAGCGAAGCACAAAGGAGAAAAUAUUCCUCUACUUCAUCCGUUUUGUGCUCAAUCUGUUCAUCAUGAUUUCAUUGACUGGAGCGUUUUACUGCAUUUACCAAGCAACUAAAUCAUCUCAACAAUUCCAGCAGAAGGGACACGGAAGUGGGGAAAUUUAUUUUGUCUUCGAAUUCUUCAUGGAAUAUCUUCCAUCCAUUGUCAUCUCCAUUAGUAAUAUUCUUCUGCCAUUCUUAUUUCGGAUAAUUGUCCGAUAUGAAGAGUAUCCGCCAAACACUGAAAUCAAUUUGAUACUAAUCAGGAGUGUAUUCUUAAGGCUGUCCAAUCUGAGCAUGCUGGUGUUCUCCUUGUGGCAGCAUAUUACCUGCUCUGAUGGCAAAAGUACAGAUUGUGAAGCCUGUGGUUACAACAUAAACUACCAGUGUUGGGAGACCAAGAUUGGACAGGAAAUGUACAAGCUGAUGUUGUUUGACCUUCUAGCUUGCAUCGGUGUCACAUUUUGUGUGGAACUCCCAAGAAAAUUUGUGGUGCAACAUGCUCCCUUUGAGUUAACUAAGAUGUUGCAGAAGCAGCAAUUCCUGGUUCCGGAGAAUGUUUUGGAUAUUGUUGACGGACAAACUAUCGUCUGGAUUGGGAUGUUUUAUGCUCCAUUAUUGCCACUUCUUAACAUUAUCAAAUAUUUCAUCACUUUCUAUGUGAAAAAGCAUUCUUUGUAUAACUACUGUCGUCCUGGAAAAAGACUGUUUCGACCAUCCAGCUGUAAGGUUUUCUUCCAGUUGAUACUGCUGUUUGGACUGGCUGCAGCAAUUGUUCCUAUCAUUGUCAAUGUAGCUACGGUCCAACCAUCUGUGUCAUGUGGUCCAUUCCGACACUAUAAAACAGCCCGGGAAAUUAUUCCAGAAGUGGUGUCAAAGCUUCCAUUAGAAGCACAGAACUUUCUGAACUACAUUAUGUCAGAGCACUUUAUCCUGUUACUCAUCGUUGUUUUAUGUAUGUUGCUGACAACAUUGGUUUCUUUGGUUCAAACUAACAGAAGUACUAUUACCCAGCUGAAAUGCCAUUUAGCCCUGGCAGGAAAGGAUAAACGAUAUUUGGUGAAAAAACUAUUGACACAUUCUCAGCAUCCAAGAGAUGAUCACUUUCAAGAUAGUUCAUCCCAAAGUUCCAAAGAUAAAUCCAUAUCAUCAGCUGGACUUGAACCUUUCAACAAUGGAACUUUAUCAAAGAGAGAAUCAGUUAGUUGCCAGUUUCAAGAGAAGUAGCACAAUUGAGCGAAGGGAAGAUAUUGUGCAGUAUCUUACACUGUUUAUGAAAAGACUCAGUAAUGUUUGUCAGGUGCUUAACCUCCCAUGUUUGUUGAAAAGGGUUAUCCUAAAAAAUUUGUAUGGUUGUGCAUCUUUUCUUUCUGUAUUUUAUUCUUUUGAAGUUAGCAACCAUUUUUAUAUGUAAUAUUUUCUUAGUAAUACAUCCUGACAAACAUUUUGUGUGCAUUGGUACGGAGGUUCCCGGGGUGUUUUGGAGCUUGGUCCAGGGAAAAGUUUUGAGUAAGAAUGGUCCGUUAUCAAGGCCAGUUACAGUAUCUGAUAUAUGACCUCCGCUGACAGAUGUGAAGUAUCAAGAGAAGAUUUGAAGAUAGUAUCAAGACUUUCCAUGGGUCUUUCUGUACAAAGUGUUUCCUUUCAAAAAAUUUACAUAGAAAAAACUAUAGAGGGAGAGACAGUUGAUGCCAUUAAGAACUCACCACCAUUGUUUCUAGUUAUGCACAGAUAGCCAACCUAAGGACACUCUAAAAAUGUUUGGAUUGUCCCCAAGCAUUUCCUAAUAGGCCGUGCACUUCCACCCAAAGAACCCUCAGUACUGAAGCAUGUUAAAAUUACUGUCAAUAUAUGAAGAACUCAGAUGUAAAGAUGCUGUAACUUCCUGUAAAUACUGUAAUGAUUUUUAGCACAGCUGGAUCAAUAUGAAACCAGGCUCUGAUUUAUCAUUUACAUAAAACAAAUACUGCAUUUA